Sus scrofa (pig) is the source of this 1053-nucleotide messenger RNA. RefSeq names its product spermatogenesis associated 4 (gene SPATA4). The record is from RefSeq and is a predicted model, not a curated record. Gene Ontology annotation, biological process: regulation of cytoskeleton organization. Gene Ontology annotation, molecular function: microtubule binding. Gene Ontology annotation, cellular component: axoneme. NCBI's taxonomy places the organism in Eukaryota, Metazoa, Chordata, Mammalia, Artiodactyla, Suidae.
GGCCCCGCCCCCGAUGCUGCCAUAGAAACCCAGAAAGCGACAUGGCUGCCACCAGCCGGAAAGAAAGGCUUUUGAAGCUGCCGGCGGCUGCCUUACCCAAGUCACCGUCACUUGCGCCAGGUCCAGCAGCUCCCAUCCGAGAGAGGCCUAAGAAGUGGCUGGUCUAUCCACAACCACCGAAGAGCUCCCGCAUGUCUCCGUCGGUUCUGCGCUGGCUCCAGGGCCUGGAUCUCAGCUUCUUCCCUAGGAACAUCAGCAGGGAUUUUUCCAAUGGCUUCUUGAUCGCAGAAAUAUUCUCUAUACAUUACCCCUGGGACCUUAAGUUGUCAUCCUUUCAAAAUGGAACUUCUUUAAAAGUCAAGUUGGAUAACUGGGCACAAUUGGAAAAGUUCCUGGCAAGAAAAAAAUUUAAAUUACCUAAAGAACUAAUCCACGGAACUAUUCAUUGUAAAGCUGGAGUACCUGAAAUACUGAUACAGGAGGUGUACACCUUGUUAACACAUCGAGAAAUUAAAAGUAUUCAGGAUGACCUCGUGAAUUUCACAGACUACAGUUACCAGAUGAAAUUGCCCCUGGUUCCUAGGUCGACAGCUUCAAAGUCUAUUAAAGAUAACAUUAGGUUAUCAGAAUUAAUAGGCAACCCCAACAAGCUCACCAAUGAACUUAAAGUAGAGUUCCUCUUCCUUUUACAAAUGUUGCAAAGAAAAUUGAGCAGAAAACUGAAUCCACAAUGGUUUGAGGUCAAACCAACAGUGGGAGAAUUAACUCUUGGUCACCGUCCAGCUCAAGCCUCUGGGUGCAAAUACAAGGCAGUCAUUUCAAGGGAAAGAGUUGUUCCUGAUUCUCGUCAUGGGGACAGUCCACUGAAAGAAAUUCACGUGAAGCAAGCUGGGAAACAUUGUUUUGACUCUGUAAAACCUAUGAGAAACGUGAAAAAAGAACCAGGAAAAGCUUUGGAGAACUGACGCCACCACCUCUUGCCAUCCUCUAAAGGGGUACAAUCACCUAGUCUUGGAUAGAUUUCAAUACUAAUUAAAGUGGUGUCUUUCAUUA